Molecule: messenger RNA, 828 nt
Organism: Seminavis robusta
Lineage: Eukaryota; Bacillariophyta; Bacillariophyceae; Naviculales; Naviculaceae
Source: the annotation of a GenBank genome assembly
AUGUACAGGGGUGGAGAUUCCACUGCUAUAAGUAGUAAACCAGUGCUGGCAUCCACCACUAUCACUGUUACUAGCAAUGACAAGGACAAUGCCAAUGCCAAUGCCAAUAUUCAGCAACUGAUCCAAGUUGUGGAUGUGGUCCAACUUCGACCACUCUGGAAAUGGACACUACGACUGCUGGCUGUCUUUGCCGUUUUAUCUUUCUGGGAAGCAUACACCACAGUGGGACUCCCUUUUGCACAAGCUAUCUGGGAAUUAUUGCAUUCGGAUAAUAGUAUGCAGAAAAUGCCAGAUGACUACUUACCAUCAUCACAAGAUAUACGCAUUGCCAGGACUUUGGCAGCUGCGGGACAAGCUACUUUGCCCAACCAGGAUCUACCAUCUUUACCAGAUACUCUCAUGGCUGUUCUAAGUCUCGGCCUGUACAUCAUCCUGCACUUUCUGGCGCCAACGUGGCUCAAACUCAACCUGGCAUACAAACCACUCUCUCCUCAGCACGCCACAACCAAAGGAAACACCAAAAGCCUUCUACUAGAAGCACUACAACAACAGCAACAACCUGCAAGAGACAUCGCUGUACUUGUCAGAGUCCAAACGAUACCGAAGAAGGGUGGAGAAGGGGGAAGACUAUACACGAGCAUUCGUACACUCUCCGAAAUGAAAACAGGAGAGCAAACGGACAGCCAGAAGGGUGGCACAAAGAAAAAGAAAAAUAUGGCAACGCCCACUUUUACCUUCCAGAUAGGCCCACAAAGCUUUCAAUGGAAUCCAUCCAACGACAAACUGAUACCUGUAGCCGUGACCACGACCGUGGAUUCCAAGAAGUAA